Molecule: messenger RNA, 2760 nt
Organism: Miscanthus lutarioriparius
Lineage: Eukaryota; Viridiplantae; Streptophyta; Magnoliopsida; Poales; Poaceae
Source: the annotation of a GenBank genome assembly
AUGUUCGGCUCCACCAGCCCAUUCGGGCAGUCGUCCACCAGCCCUUUCGGCCAAACCUCAUUUGGAGCACAGCAGGGAUUUGGCCAGCCUACUACUCCUACUACUCCUACUACUGCCACCAACAAUCCGUUCGCACCAAAGCCAUUUGGCAGCCCGACCACCACUUUCGGGGCACAGACUGGAAGCUCGCUAUUCGGCACUACGUCCACCGGCGCCCUUGGCCAGCAGCAAUCCACUCCCACAUUUGGCACCCCUUCCUCCUCUCCAUUCGGGAUCUCCACGCCAGCUUUCGGUGCAUCGCCCACCCCUGCAUUUGGUGCUACAUCCUCUACCUUUGGCUCUGGAUCUUUAUUCGGACAGAAGCCAAGUUUUGGGGGUUUUGGAUCAUCUCCUAGCCAGUCGAGUCCUUUUGGUGGCACGUUCCAGCAAACGCAACCAACAUUUGGCAGCAGCACUUUCGGUACCACAGCUACUCCGGCAUUCGGUACCACAGCUACGCCAGCAUUUGGUGCCACAACUGCACCGGCAUUCGGAACCACUACACCAGCCUUUGGCACAUCAAGUACACCGGCCUUCGGUGCCACGACUACCCCAGCAUUUGGUUCAACGUCAUCAUCUUUAUUUGGUGCUUCCAACACCCCGGCAUUUGGCUCUACAACCUUUGGUUCAUCUCCUGCUUUUGGAUCUACAGGCACCACAGCAUUUGGAGUAAGUAGUACUCCAGGUUUUGGAUCUUCGAGCACUCCUUCAUUUGGCACCACUAGUGCAUUCAGUUUUGGCUCUUCACCAUCUUUUGGGCAAACAGCGGUUUCAUCUGGUAGCUCUCCCUUUGGAACAACCCCAUCAGCUUUUAGCGUGCAGACUUCUCCAUUUGGCUCACAGACAGCACCAAGUUUUGGGCAAGCACAAUUUGGUAAUCAAGCUGGAGGGACCAGGAUAAAACCUUAUGCUCAAACACCAGAUGCUGACAGUACUACAAGUGGUACUCAACCUGCUGGAAAACUUGAUUCAAUUUCAGCAAUGCCUGAAUACAAAGACAAGAGCCAUGAAGAACUGAGGUGGGAAGAUUACCAGCGUGGAGACAAAGGUGGACCAAAUCCUGCUGGAACUCCAGCAGCGACCCCCAGCUUUCAAUUACCGCAACCGAAUCCGUUUAAUCCUAACCAAAUUACUCCAAAUCCGAACCCUUCUGUAUCAAAUCCAUUUGCUUCUAAGCCUUCUUCAACUGGUUUCGCUACUAGUACGUCACUAUUCAACACCUCAUUUAACACUACAUCAGCUGCAAGUUCGAGCCCAUUCACAUCCUCCACUAGUACUGCAAUGUUUGGACAAACAGGCGUUUCUGCAUUUCCAGCAAGUAGCACACCAUCUUUGUUUGCAAAUACCACUUCUGCUUUUGCUACAUCUUCGUUAUUUGGCUCAUCAACAGCAAAUAACUCAAGUCCAUUUGGCACUGGUUUGCCGUUGAGUAACACUCAGUCAGCCCCACUAUUUCAAUCUACCCCAGCACUGCAGCCAUCAAGUACACCGGUUUUCUCUGGAAGCCUAUUCGGCACACCUAGCUCUGGCAGUCUGUUUGGGAGCGGACCUUCACUUUUUUCAACACCAUCUGCCCCUGCUCAAACGUCAAACAUGUUCUCGUUCCAAUCUCCUAUUCAACCAGCUUCUACAGGUGGAUUCCCUGGUUUUUCCAACACUACGAAUCAGGCCCUGGUUGCACAGCAAACUCCUAGCCUGUCCAGUAUGGUCAUGCAGCCUGCUCCUGUUUCAAAUCCAUUUGGGACACUUCCAGCGAUGCCUCAAAUGUCCAUUGGGAAUGGUGGAUCAUCCCCUUCGGUUCAAUAUGGGAUAUCAAGUUUGCCGGUUGCUGAGAAGCCUCUUCCGAGUAGAACAUUGUCCAUGGUGGUUCCUAGGCAUUUGCCACAGAGAAGGAUAAAAUUGCUGCCAAGGAAAUAUAAUCCGAUAUCUGAUGGCAAGGUACCUUUCUUCGCUGAUGAGGAAGUAUCUCCUGCAACACCAAAAGCGGAUGCCUUUUUCAUUCCUAGAGAGAACCCGAGGAAUCUGAUAAUUCGUCCAAUUGAUCAGUGGCCUUCGCGGAAUGGAACUGACAGGCAAUCGGUUCCAAAGGAUUCAGCUGAUUUGGAGAGAUAUAAAGAUGCUUCUGCAGAAAGUGAGCGUGACAAGGCUGCCAUGGCUCCAAGUAGCAGGCCUUCUCUGGUGGAAAAUGGCAGUCGCCAUGAGCCCAAGGCUGUGACCCAGGAGGGGAGUGGUAGCGUCACUUCAGUUGAGAGGCUGAUUCCUAAGCUCCCGCAGGGAGAUUACUUCACAGAGCCUAGUGUGGAGGAGCUUGCGGCCAAAGAACGUGCCAAGCCAGGGUACUGCCGUCGGGUGAGGGACUUUGUGGUUGGACGCCAUGGCUACGGUAUCAUCAAGUUCCUGGGGGAGACGGACGUGAGGGGCCUGGAUCUGGAGUCAAUCGUGGAGUUCAACAUCCGGGAGGUGAUAGUGUACAAGGACGACAGCAAGAAGCCAGCGGUGGGCGAGGGGCUGAACAAAGCUGCGGAGGUGACUCUUCUGAACAUCAAGUGCAUGAACAAGAAGACGGGAGAGCAGUACCACGAGGGUCCGAGGGUGGACAGGUACAGGGAGAUGCUGGUGAAGAAAGCGGAGGAGCAGGGCGCAGAGUUCGUGUCAUUUAACGCGGCCAAGGGAGAGUGGAAGUUCAGGGUGAAGCACUUCAGCGCCUACGGGCUUUGGUGA